AUGCAACAGUCUCAUACUUGCUGCAACUUUACAACGCUGUCCCUUUCAGAGGAACAGCAGCAAACGAAGGACCGGGUCUACAGACCUUUCGGGGCCGACUUUCUGAAAUACCAUUUUUUUCCUUCUGAGGCGCUGGACUUAUCCGCUGUAUCCAACGGCAAACUCCAGCAGCGCUUGAAGAUGGUCGUAAAGGGUGGGAAGAAAAAGGCCACCAAGUCCCUGCAGCCGGCAUGCAGGGACUACACAAUACACCUGCACAAAGUUGUCCACGGCAUUCAAUUCAAGAAGCGCGCACCUCGCGCCAUCCGUGAAAUCAAGAAGUUCGCUGAAAAAGUGAUGCACACUAAGGAUGUCCGUAUUGACACAAAAUUGAAUAAACACAUAUGGAGCAACGGCAUCAGGAAUCUGCCUCGGCGAGUGCGUGUGAGGCUCUCACGCAGACGCAACGAAGAAGAUGAUGCAGCUGAGAAGUUUUACACUCUAGUACAGCAUGUGCCCGUUGCCUCCUUCUCCGGACUGGGGCCAGAGCAGGUCAAUGAGGAGUAA
Eimeria maxima is the source of this 546-nucleotide messenger RNA. Its product is annotated as 60S ribosomal protein L31, putative. The record is from RefSeq and is a predicted model, not a curated record. Gene Ontology annotation, molecular function: structural constituent of ribosome. Gene Ontology annotation, biological process: cytoplasmic translation. Bases 1 to 546 code for a protein of 181 amino acids. Gene Ontology annotation, cellular component: ribosome; cytosolic large ribosomal subunit. The transcript has 4 exons. Lineage: Eukaryota; Apicomplexa; Conoidasida; Eucoccidiorida; Eimeriidae.